Messenger RNA from Neolamprologus brichardi, 3390 nucleotides. Its product is annotated as E3 ubiquitin-protein ligase TRIM21-like. Gene Ontology annotation, molecular function: protein binding; zinc ion binding. NCBI's taxonomy places the organism in Eukaryota, Metazoa, Chordata, Actinopteri, Cichliformes, Cichlidae. The record is from RefSeq and is a predicted model, not a curated record.
GACUGGAGGCAGAUAAGAGGAAAAGCAAUUCUGAAGUAAAGCACAAAUGUAUCCUUAUGAAUUAAAAAAAUCUAAAUCACCCUCAUACUGGACUCAAAACCUGAAUGCAGAGCAAGCAGCAAGAAAAAGGGUGCCUGUCCCUUUAAGGAAAUUUGACACCGAGGAAACCAAAAGCAAAAUACUUCUGGAGAAAGGGAACUGAGCCAUACUCGUUAUUCUCACUCCCACACCACCGAGGAGCAACAAACAUCCUGAAAACAACGGUUUCUAAGUGCAGAAUGUGAGACAGCCGCCCUGGUUCAGCGAUAUAAGAAGACUUCACCAGUGUGAUGUCAACAACCAGAAAUGGCAUCUGGCAGCAGUCUCUUCUCUGAGGACCAGUUUCUGUGUCCCAUCUGCCUGGAUGUCUUCACUCGCCCAGUUUCCACUCCAUGUGGACACAACUUCUGCAUGUUGUGUAUCGAAACCUACUGGAAAGAUGCGCAAGUCUGUCGGUGUCCUGUCUGUAAUCACGCUUUUGAAAGAAGACCGGAUCUCAAGGUCAACACUUUCAUUUCAGAGCUCACGUCAAACGUCUUGUCGCUUAAAGCUAAAGACUUUGACACCUGGAGUGCUCAUUCACUGCAGGCCAGCCCUGGAGCUGUGGUGCUAUGUGGCAUCUGUACCGACACGCCGCAAGAAGCAAUUAAAUCAUGUGUGGAGUGUCAGACUUCAUACUGCAAUGUUCAUCUGGCGCCUCAUCACCUUGCCCCUGGACUGAAGAAGCACAUGCUGAUUGAACCUGUGGCGAGCCUGGAGGGGCGGAUCUGUGAGGAACAUAACAAGCUGCUGAUGUGGUUCUGCAGAGACGACAGCGCUCUGCUGUGUGACGUCUGCUCCAGCUCCCGCCACAAGGAGCACUCUGUUGUUCCUGUGGAGCGGGCGUACGACGAGAAGAAGAACCUGCUGGAGCACACUGAGGGUAAAGUGCAGCGGAUGAUCCAGGAAAGGCUCCAGAACGUUGUGAAAGUGAAGGAAUCAGUAAAGCUAAGCAAGACAGAAACUGAAAAGGUGACUGCCAGUGGUGUGCAGGACCUAACAGACCUGGUGUCUGAGAUUCAGAAGAGUCAGACAGAGCUCAUCGCGGUCAUCGAGGAGAAGCAAAAAACUGUAGAACAAGAAGCACGAGGGGUAAUUAGUGAUAUGGAGAAGGAGAUCACAGAGCUGCAGGUGACGAGUGUGAAGCUGAUUGAGCUAAAGCAGACUAAAGAUCAGCUCCAUUUUCUCCGGCACUACCCAAGCUCCUCUGUCCUGCCUCAAACAAUGGAUCCUUCCAAUCUCAGCUUUAACCGACACCUGGAGAUACAACACAUAGGCGAAUCUUUGAAAAACUCCGUCUCCCAGCUGCGAACACUGCUCAACAAAAUGAACACAGACAUACAAAAACUGUGCGACAGAUCAGACGUGUCAAAUAAAGCCACGCUCAGAUAUAUGCAGCAGUACGAAGUGAACGUCUUGCUGGAUCCGGACACGGCUCAUCCUCUGCUCAUGAUAUCGGACGACUUGAAACAAGUAAGAUACAGCAUGCGCUCAGGAUGGUGGGCAAACCAAAUCUCGAACCCAAGCAUGUUCACUGAGCAUCUUGCAGUUCUGGGAAACAGAAGCUUCUCAUCCCGCAAGUUUUACUUUGAGGUUCACGUGGGUCAGAAGACCGAGUGGUGUCUGGGCAUGGCUGCUGCGUCGGUCCAGAGGAGAGGGUCACUCAGUCGGGAUUCGCGUAGUGGGCUGUGGGCCAUGUGGUUCCUGGAAAAUAAGUUUGAAACCUUCAACUCUCCGGAUGAGCCGGUACACUUUGGGAAAGUGGAGCGGAUCGGGGUUUUUGUGGAUUACGAACGAGGUCAAAUAUCAUUUUGGGACACGGAGGCUGCAACACUUAUUUACUCUUUCACUGAGUGUUUCUUUACCGAGGAGCUCUAUCCGUACUUUAAUCCCUGUGACAAUGAAUUUGGCUCCAACUUAGAUCCCAUGAUAAUAGUUCCUGUUGGUGAAAACGAGUCAGCGGGGCUUCAGAGACUCACCCUUUGAAUCAAAUAUAUUAUUCUGUUUGAGUCUUUGUGGGGUAAAAGCCAAGUGCCUUACAUUUAAAGACAUAUAUCCAAUAUGAAGGACGUUUUGGAUAUUUAAUGUCUUUAAUAGAUAUUUAUCAGUGAGAUAAUGUGAAUAUAUGAGGUUUUCUUGCUAAAUUUGCUAAUCGCCUAUCCAAGUACAGAUUUUUUUCAGUUUUGUUUAGUUUCUUUUUGCCAUGUAGAGCAUGGGCCUGAUGGUCUAAAUAACAUGGGCCUGAUGGUCUAAAUAACCCAAAAUGGGAUGUCCACAUAUGUGGAAGCCAGGUCCUAGGAGGUUAAAAUGACAAGAAAGACUGGCUCCUUGGAAAGAAAAUAUAAAGAAAUGACGGUAGAAUAAAUCCGGUUUUGACAAGUAAAAAGGAAAAGCAAACUGAUAAAAACAGUGAAUGUGAAUCUCAAUAUGAAAGUCUCUCAAUGUUUGUUUUAAGGAGGAAAAUAAUAUUCAAACCUUCAGAAAGUUUAGAUGUGCAUUUAAUGACUAAUGAGUUAUUUAUUAUCACAGUUUUUCGUAUAAUAAUUCAAUUAUUUAGUCUAUCACGUUUUGACACAUUGCCAGGCAGCUUCAUAAUUAUCUUAUGAAUGUAGGACGGUGGCUUCAUCUUAUAAACAGGCAGACUAAUUCAUUACACUACAAAAAAAAGACUAAACUAUAGAGGGGGGUUUACUGCUACAUAUGGUGACGUCAGUUUAAGUGUGAAAGCUUCGAGCUUGUAACGAGUUCGGCACUUCGUGCACAGAAGAUCGAACAGCAUGUUAACGAGGGAGAAGAAUGGGUGGAAAUAAUAAAAUUGAGGAUUUAACUGAAAAGAAAGUGGUGCUGUAAAUGGGAGCAACACCUGUGAUUUCAAGACAAAAUAUGAAUUCACCAGGUGUUCUUACUUAUAUAGCCGACAUGGAGGUGCGAGUGGAGUCUGUAAAGUGGUGAAAGGACUAAAAGGAUGUGCUUCUGUAAGUCACGAAUAGAUGCACAUUUUGCACGUGUUUACGGAUUUGUAGAAAGAAAUGUUGCUGCGGAUUCUGUGUAUUCUUUUGUAUGUGUUUUUGGGCACUGUGAGCACUGCUAAAGUAGAUUCCAGUAUAUUAAACAACAACAGAUAUAUCCACAUAGCAAGUCAGAGAAAAACACUGUCCCUUUAAUUUUGAUAUAUUUAAUAUUACAUAUAUACCUGAUUGAAGAUCGAUCUGAUUUAAUUUUCAAGUGUCAAACUGGAGUCAUAAUUCCCUGACUCAUUGCAAUGGUUUUUGUAUUUUUUGCAAUAUCCAAAUAAAUAAUAUUUGUGAGGAA